Chilo suppressalis (striped riceborer) is the source of this 2432-nucleotide messenger RNA. The record is from the annotation of a GenBank genome assembly. NCBI's taxonomy places the organism in Eukaryota, Metazoa, Arthropoda, Insecta, Lepidoptera, Crambidae.
CUGGUGGCCAGAGUCGUGGGCACAGCGCGCCGUCGCGCCAUUCAAAACAUCGCCACCGAUGCGACAAUACGACUACCGAAAUAUAUUUUUUUGAAAAAUUCGAUUUCGGCACCAGACGCCGACGCCCCAUUGCGAUUCAAGCCGCGCGCGCGCCUAGGCCGUCCCGUCCGCCGCCGAGCCACUGACACAUUUCUGUUUGUGCGCGCGCCAUUCGAAUUUAGAUUAAUUAUUUUUUCGAAACCGUGAUUUCGUAUCGUUGUGCCAGUACCACGUGUAUGGAAACUGUGUUCGAACUGUAAACAAUUGUCUGGACUAACCGAGUUCAAGAUGGAAAUGCGGCGGUACAGAUCUGGUGGCACGUCUUUUUUAACAUAUUGGAUAUUCUUCUUACAAAUGCUGGGCAGCGCACAUCGCGGGGCAGAAGGCCACGGGCGGCUGAUGGACCCGCCAGCUCGCAACUCCAUGUGGCGGUUCGGAUUCCCCAACCCCGUCAACUACAACGACAACGAGCUCUUCUGCGGCGGAUAUGCCGUUCAGUGGGAACAGAACGAGGGUAGGUGCGGGGUGUGCGGGGAUGCGGACCACCUGUCAGAGCCACGCCCGCACGAGGCUGGAGGCAUGUACGGGAAGGGCAUCGUCACCAGGCACUACAGCGUUGGUCAGGAAAUAGACAUCGAAAUUGAAUUGACGGCGAAUCAUCUUGGAACUUUCGUAAUAAAAUUAUGCCCGAAUAAUAAUCCGAAACGAGAAGCCAGCCAGGACUGCUUUGACAGGUACCCCCUAUACAUAUCGGACUCGCGCGAGGACCGCUUCAUGAUUCCCCUGGACACGGCCAAGAAGGAAAUCUUCAGAUACAGGGUGCGGCUGCCACCUUACGUCACCUGCACGCAAUGUGUGCUGCAAUGGACUUACUACACUGGCAAUAUGUGGGGCAUCUGCGCGAACGGCACGGAGGCGGUGGGCUGCGGGCGCUCGGAGACGUUCCGCAACUGCGCCGACGUGUCGGUGGUGACGAGCGCGGGCGGGCUGCCCCCGGCCUUCGCUGGCUCUGCCGACCUGCGCCGCGACUACCCCUUCCUGCUCUACUACCGCGACUUCCGCAUGCCGCAGAACGUGUAUCCGCUCGUCGUCAGAGAUACACAUAAAGACACCGAGAAGGAAUCUUACGUAGCGAUUAGCAACGAUAUUGAAUCAGAUGAGGAUUUCACUACACCCGUCAUUAGGGAUCAAGUGUGUGUGCCCACGCAAGGGUACCGCAUGUUCCCAGGCAUGCAGGAGUGGUGCCAGACCAACUGUCUGCGGUACCCGCCCAACUGCCCGACCGCUCUGUGCACUUGCCCGCAAGAAUGCGACGCUGUGGGUGAAAUAGAGGGUCGAGCCGGUGCUGACGUUUACUGCAUGGACCAGUGCAUCGUGUACCCGCCGCACUGCCCCUACAACCGUUGCAAAUGCUACUAACUUCACUCCACUCCUGACCGUCCAAUAACACGCUCACCGGUGCGAAGUGUACUGCAUCGACCAGCAGUGCAUCGUGUACCCGCCUCACUGUCCCUACAACCGGUGCAAGUGUUACUAACUUCACUCCGUUCCCGACUGUCUAAAAACCACGUAGCAUCCCCUCUAGCAAGCGCCUUUGUGCCAAGCGUAUGUAGUAAUACUGCAUUCAAUACUCGAUGCAAUUAUGUGAACUUCGUUUAACAAACGACAAUAAAUUUUGUUUUAUGUCAAUUUAGGUAGAAUGAUAUGUAUAAAAAAAAAACAAUUGGGAUUUCAAUAUGCAAUAAAAAUAAAAAAACAACGAAAAUAAUUUUAUUAUUGCAUUUAAUAAGUUAUAAGUACCUGCGAAAAGUGGUCAUCAGCGUAUGCAUAUCUUCUUUUUUAAAUUGUGUUGGAUAUGAUGAGAAAUAAGUUGAUGAAAUUGUACAAUGGUGAUUUUGUUUUUUUUGUCAGAAAUGCUAAGUAAUUGUAAGUAGACAAGGACAGUUUUUUCAACAAUUAAUAUUUUCAUUUCUUCUUUUUACUUAUUCCGAUUCAAAUAUUUGUAAUAAAAGCGUUUGUAAGUAACAAUAUAACAAUCAAUGUAAUUAAUUUCACAUUUGUACAGUUGUAGUAUAUUAUUAAAUAUAAGUAAUAGAUAAUUUGUAAAAAUAAAUAAACUUAAACGACAUUUUCUUGGAGUUAAAUAAAGUGAACACUUACACACUACAUUAUUUAUUACUUCAAAUUAAUGUCGUUAUUUUAAAUGGUUAAGGUUUUGUAUCAACUUUUUCAAAAAUUGUUUCCUACUUUACGUAACAAUAAUGCCAUUAAAUUGUGCCAGAUGUUACGCGUUACCCGUACGCGUUACAAUGAAAAUAUAACGAACGAAAUAACUAUUAUCAUUUUAUGUAAUUUUGUAAUGAAGAUAUUUUUGUAAAAUAAACAAAUAAAAG